Messenger RNA from Pangasianodon hypophthalmus (striped catfish), 3004 nucleotides. RefSeq names its product EGF-containing fibulin-like extracellular matrix protein 2. Gene Ontology annotation, molecular function: calcium ion binding. The transcript is spliced from 10 exons. The coding region runs from base 41 to 1360 and encodes 439 amino acids. The record is from RefSeq and is a predicted model, not a curated record. Lineage: Eukaryota; Metazoa; Chordata; Actinopteri; Siluriformes; Pangasiidae.
AUCUGCUUCUACAUUCAGCUGUGCACGAGUGUGUGUAAACAUGAAGGGCUUGUGCUGUGUGCUGCUGUGUGUCAGUCUGGUCUUUCUGUCUGUGACGAACUGUCAGUCACCUGUGGAGACCGACACUUACACGGAGUGCACAGAUGGCUAUGAGUGGGAUGCGCAGAGCCAACAUUGUAAAGACAUAAAUGAGUGUGAGACGAUUGCAGAGCCAUGUCAGGGGGAGAUGAAAUGCUUUAACCACUAUGGUGGUUACCUGUGUCUACCUCGCUCUGCCUCUGUCAUCACUGCCCCUGAGCCCUCUAGCCAGUCAGAGUCGGGUCUUCCUGUGGUGUCCACUGGGGCUUUCAGUCCCUGUCCUGUGGGCUAUGAGGCCCAGGGAGAGAGCUGUAUAGAUAUAGAUGAGUGUGAACUGGGCCUGCAUGACUGCCAGCCAAGUCAGCACUGCAUUAACACGCUCGGAACAUACACCUGCCAGUGUUCUGAUGGCUACAGAAAGAUAGGCCAGGAGUGUGUCGAUAUUGAUGAGUGCACGUACCGCUACUGCCAGCAUCGCUGUGUCAACUAUCCUGGAUCUUUCUCCUGCCAGUGUGAGCCAGGCUUCCAGCUGGCAGGGAACAACCGCUCCUGUGUGGAUGUAAAUGAAUGUGAAAUGGGAGCACCAUGUCAGCAGAGGUGCUACAACACAUAUGGGACAUUUCUGUGUCGCUGUGAACAGGGAUACGACCUCGACCCUGAUGGCUUCACAUGCAAUGACAUUGAUGAGUGCAGCUACUCCAGUUACCUGUGUCAGUUCCAGUGUGUGAAUGAACCAGGCGUAUUCUCCUGCGUGUGUCCGCAGGGAUAUCAGCUCCUCGGCUCACGCCUCUGCCAAGAUGUGAAUGAGUGUGAGUCAGGCACCCAUCAGUGUGCAGAGGGACAGAGCUGUGUGAAUAUCCAUGGCGGAUACCAAUGUGUGGACUCCAAUCGCUGCCGAGAUCCCUACAUCCAUGUUUCAGAGAAUCGAUGUGUGUGUCCGACGGUGAAACCAGAAUGCCGUGACCUGCCUUUCUCCAUCGUGCAUCGCUACAUGAGCAUCACCUCUGAACGCUCCGUGCCCUCCGAUAUCUUCCAAAUCCACGCCACUAGUGUCUACCCUGGAGCCUACAACACCUUCCACAUCCGGUCUGGGGAUGAUGGAGGAGACUUUUACAUCCGGCAAAUCAAUAACGUCAGUGCCAUGUUGGUUCUGGCUCGGGAAGUCAGCGGACCCAGAGAGUAUACUCUGGAUCUGGAGAUGGUGUCCGUCAACCCCUUGAUGAGCUACCAGAGUAGCUCAAUCCUCCGCCUCUCCAUCUAUGUAGGAGCUUACGCUUUCUAGAAAAGAAAAGAAACCAAGGAUAAGAGGGGCAUUGUAAGGUGGUAGGAAAAAUAGAACAACACUCAAGGAUGUCUAAAUAACACUUUCAUAACAUCUUUCUUAAACUUAAUUUUGCUUUCAGGAGUUUUACAGGGUCGUAAUACUUAUCCAUUCCUUAUAGCUACUGAAAUAUCACAUGAAUGGCAUGAAUGGAUAUAGACUACUUUGCAUUUCUUUCAAGAGAUUGAAAUGUCAUGCAUUUAAAUCAGAUAACUGAGGAAAAUGCAUGUCCUUUUUGGUUGUUCAAAUAUGGAGAAUUGAUUGAAAAUAAUACAAUAUAUGCAGACUUUUAUUUGUUUUAAGUCUCUUUGAGGGAACCAGUCAAACAAUGUUUAUAUAAGAUGCAAUGAAUUUGCAACAACUUUCAUAUGAAGUGUUACCAGAAGUAAAGUCAGCGCUGAGAGGUCUGAAAAUUGGUACAGCUGUCUGUGAAAUGAUUCCCCCCUCAGAGUGACUUACUUUAGCCUGAUGAUUCUGGAAUGUGCGAAAUCAUAGGUACAUUCAUUUCUCUCACAUUCUCACCAUAGAUUCACACAUACAGCACACACACACACGUGCACAUGUUUGUCGUACUAUUCUUGUGAGGACCUUCCAUUGAAAUAAUUAUUAUCACAGUUAAUUAAUGCUAUGCUUAAACAUAAACUUAAUCCUAACCUUAACCUCAGUAGCCAAAAGGAAACAUUUAGGCUCUCUUAGUUGUGGUUUUUUUUUUAAAGAAAAUCUGCAGUUUUUGUUUUAAAAAAAGGCAGUUUACCUUGUAAUGUUAAACUGUUACAUAGUUACCAUAAUGUAAAAACUGAACUGUCAGAUUCCUGGGCUUUUUGGGACAUUUGAUCCCCACCAAGAUAUAAAUACAUGCCUACAAACAUUCACACACACACACACACACACACACACACACACACACACACACACUAAACAACUCUUGUUGAUGGACUCUUUAAUGUUAAAUUAUCUCCCAGAGCGUUAAACUAUCUCCGACUAUUUUACUCUUCAGGUUUCUGUGUAUAGUUUGUAUUUGGUAAAGAUCUUUUCUGUAUCUGAGUUUAUUAAAAAACUAACCAGGUACAGUAAACAAAAGAAUCACUCAUAAAAGUCUUACAUGGGGUCCAAUUCUGGAUGAUCACUUAUUUUACAGUAUGUAACUGAUGAUAGAAACAUGAUCAUUCCAAAGAGGGCUGUGUAAAAUAGUUUUCUAUUUGCUGUUUUUCUUAGUUAUCUCAACAGACGAAGUUGUAUCAGAUAUGGGUUUUAGUGGCAAUGAAGUGUCACCAGGUGCUUCUCUGUGUUUUUCCUACUUUCAUUUAUAUUUUAUUAAUUUCACAGAUGCUUUCAUCCAUAGCUGAGCAGAUGAAGGUUAAGGUCUUUGCUCAGGAUCUCAGCAGUGGCUUCUGAUCAGUAGACCAAAUCUUAACUACUAAGCCACUAACGUCUUCCUAUUUUCCUAUAUCUCUUACUGGAAAUUUUCUAUUUAUCAUGUAUAGCAUAUUGAAUAAUAAAUUGUUUGUGCAGUUUGUCAUUAGAUAAUAGAAAAAAACAUAAUUGCCUGCAUUUAUACCUUCAUUAAAAGAUCCAGAUUAAAUAAAUAUGCUUUUUUUUAACCCA